AUGACUGCCGUCUGGAAAGCCGCUGGCCUCACCUACAACCGUUACCUGGCCAUCGCCGCCCGCACGGUGCGCCGCUCCCUCAAGGAGGGCCCCCGCCUCGCUGCUGAGCGCCGCGGCCAGAUGGAUCUCCGUUUCGCCAAGUGGCAGGACGGCAAGCAGGGCGAAGUCCGCUCGCUUGCUGAUGCCAACAACGAGGCCCUUGCCCGCGCUGCCGAGAAAUAG
Messenger RNA from Penicillium macrosclerotiorum, 222 nucleotides. RefSeq names its product ATP synthase subunit epsilon family protein. The coding region runs from base 1 to 222 and encodes 73 amino acids. Gene Ontology annotation, biological process: proton motive force-driven mitochondrial ATP synthesis. Gene Ontology annotation, cellular component: mitochondrial inner membrane. The record is from RefSeq and is a predicted model, not a curated record. The transcript has 3 exons. Gene Ontology annotation, molecular function: proton-transporting ATP synthase activity, rotational mechanism. NCBI's taxonomy places the organism in Eukaryota, Fungi, Ascomycota, Eurotiomycetes, Eurotiales, Aspergillaceae.